Molecule: messenger RNA, 698 nt
Organism: Geodia barretti
Lineage: Eukaryota; Metazoa; Porifera; Demospongiae; Tetractinellida; Geodiidae
Source: the annotation of a GenBank genome assembly
CAAGACACGCCCCGGCGACCGGGCGGCGACGCGGGUUCGUGGUUGCAACCCCUUACCGGUGGGUGUAGAAUUGGCGAAGCCAAUUGGCGGGUUCCGUUAGAGGCUCGGCCCAACCAUUGUGCCGAACGCGGUCACUGGGAGUGAUGCAGCUAGAUAUGCGUGAACUGGUAAUUGACAGCAUCCGGAUCAGCCAGAUGAAUUACCAACGGGUGGUAGUUCUGAAGGAACUGGAAACCAACCUCUUCCUGCUCAUCUGGAUUGGCCCCACCGAAGCCGAAGCCAUUGCCGUGAAGAUGCAGGGAAUGACUGUUCCCCGGCCACUGACCCACGACUUGCUGGUCGACCUGGUGAAAUCGGUGGGUGGUUCCUUCGAGCAUAUUCUGGUGAACGACCUGCAGAACGAAACCUUUUACGCCAAGGUGGUUAUCCGGGUCGGCGACCAGACCCACGAAAUCGACUCCCGGCCCAGCGACGCCAUGGCCGUGGCCGUGCGCGCCGAAGUUCCGAUCUACGUUGCGGAUGAAGUGAUGGACAAAGCGGCAAUCUCCAUGGAUCAGGAUACCGGACAGCCUCUGACGCCCGAGAGCGCGGCAACUGAAGAUGCCGAGGCCAACGUAACCGAGGAAGAAUUGCAAAAGUUGUCGGCCUUUACCGACCUGAUUAACGAGUUGGAUAUGGAAGACUUCGAACGCAAGUAG